This is a messenger RNA of Dreissena polymorpha, 5157 nucleotides long. RefSeq names its product transcription factor atf-2-like. Bases 388 to 2244 code for a protein of 618 amino acids. Gene Ontology annotation, cellular component: nucleus. The transcript is spliced from 2 exons. Lineage: Eukaryota; Metazoa; Mollusca; Bivalvia; Myida; Dreissenidae. Gene Ontology annotation, molecular function: DNA binding; DNA-binding transcription factor activity. The record is from RefSeq and is a predicted model, not a curated record. Gene Ontology annotation, biological process: regulation of DNA-templated transcription; circadian rhythm.
AUCACUUUUGUAGACCACCGCACAAACUCGCGCGAGACCAUUCGAUAUAAUUAUGCGAAACAUUUCUGCGGUGUAUUGAACUUCGCAAUCAAUGAAUAUCGGCAGAGUUACCAUAAAUAUCAUAACAGUGUUUACGCAUGCUCGGGGUCACGUGUCUAUUCUACUAUUGUUAUAGUAGUAUUUUCCUGCUAUAGGUAUUCAGUUAUGUAAAGGCUGAUCACUGCCAAGCGAGCGUAUUUAAAGCAGUUGUAAGAAAUCGUUGAGUUAGAAUUAUUCAGCUAGCGAAGAGACAUGUGCGCAUUGAUAGAAUAAUUUGCUAUGAUAUUGUGAAUAUUUUGUUAAUGUUAGUGAAUAAUACGAGUUUGAGCAUUUCGUAUAAGAACAAUCAUGUUGCUUGAAAAAACUUUGGCGGGUUAUCACGAGACGUAUUAUAAGGGAAAUUAUGGGGAUCCGGACCACCCGAGCAUUGGGAUGCUGGACACCAGCUCGAGAGGUAGCGGCCAGACAUCCCGUCUUAUCACGGCUAUGCUUGCAAACCGCUCCAUGCAGACGACACCUAGCGGCGACGCGGCGGCGUUCUCUCACGCAGCAAACGCUUUCCCUUCUUCAUACCCCAGCGGCAUGGGCCAUUCAAGCUCCAACGGAAGCCAGUUCAACAGCCGCAUAUUCGCGACCAACAGUUCGUACGGCGACGACUUCGAGCCCUCAAAAUCUGCGACUUCCGGUACAACUCAGGGCGGCAACCCGGCGCCACACGUCUCGGACUCCGGAUACCGUAGUUACGAUGAUGAGGCAGGUUACGGCUCCGGCGGCUACAUUCCGAGCCGGAAGCAGCGGGAGUUCAUACCGGAAAACAAGAAGGACGACGGCUAUUGGGAAAAACGCCGGAAGAACAACGAGGCGGCUCGUCGUUCAAGAGAGAAGAGACGCUUUCACGAUAUGGCGCUUGAAAACAAAAUCUUGGAUCUCACUAAGGACAACUGUAAACUCCGCAACGAGCUGACGUUGAUUAAAAAGAAAUUUGGGUUGCCUCAAGAUGACGUGUUCAACGGCGACGAAACAGUUCCAAAGAGAUCAAACUCGAUGUCCGUCAGCUCCACAUCACAGUCGUUAGCGCGGUCGUCGCAGUUGGCGGAGCUCCCAGUCCGAUACCCAAAUGCUCCCCCACCCCAGUCUCCACAGUCAACGCGCGUCAAACACGCCUCAGGCUCAUAUUCAUCCGCCGCGUACAGCUCUUACGGCGCGCCGCCGAUGCAAUCUUCUACACAGUCAGAAUCUUUUCUCACACGCGCUCACGGAGAUUCCGAAUUUCUGAAAUCUCACUCUGGUCAGUACGACGCUCAAUAUCCGUAUCUCAUGAAAUCCGUUAAAGACGACAGCCACCAGUAUCCGAGCCGCAUCGAUGAUCAAGUUAGGCCACUGUAUUCAUCCACCAUGCCCCCGAAUCGAAUUUCACCGUCCGGCCCGUCGCUCCCUGUCUCCGCUCCUAAGUCCUACUGGAUCCCGACUACGGACCUGACGUCAUCUGACUCGAAUGACGAGUCUGAAUAUUUUGAAGGCGUUCAGGAGCAGCCGCUGUCGCUGGUCAAGAAACGCCCAAGCACAGAGAACGAGUCCAGCGAGGACAUGUCAAACGCUUCAUCACGUGCUUCAAAUAGCCCGAAUUCAUCGACGACUUUACCGUUGAAGCUCCGUCACAAAUUGCCCCAUGACGGUUCUCAUUCCCCACCCACUCCGCCGAAAGCGACCAAUCCUUUUUCAUAUUCGACGGGUCUGGCACAACUGUCGGAGAUCGCGCUCUCUCAGUCCGGCUUCGCCUUCGGAAGCUACGACGACAGCCAAUCGCAAGAUGAGAUGGACGCUUACAAGAGCCGGUCCAGGAGCGGAUCAAAUCCGAGAGCGUUGUUCGACGUUAAAUACGUGGAAAGGCGACGUCGCAAUAAUGAGGCCGCGCGAAAAUGCCGCGAAAAUCGCAAACAUCUGACGAAGAUCCGGGAAGUUAAAUCUGGGUACUUAGAGAACGAAAACGGUAAGCUGAAGGAAGAGUUAAUGAGUUUGCAGGACGAAAUGCGUGAACUUCGCGGUAUGCUGGAGAAGAAACGAAAGACAAAAGGCGACGCCAUUGACGUUGAGAAAAAUGCUGAUUGCGCAAAAGACAAUAAAGACGAUAUUGAAAUCAUCAGUGCGUCUGGUGUAAUGAACAAAGACAUUAAAGAUGAAAAUGGUAAAAUGGACCAAGAUUAAGUCACUUUGGGAGAAUCGCCGAAUCAUUUGUAGACAUUGUACGGGUAGAAAUUUCUCAGGAGAUGUCAAUCACGUGAUAUCAGAUAUGGAGAAAAAUAUAUAUUAUAUAUACCUAUAAAGUUUUUGUACAGAACUUAAUAUUUCUUUGUGUAUGUUUGAGAGGAUAAUAGUUUAAUUGUUUAUGAAAGUUUAAAAAUAAAUAUGAACGUUGGCAAUUCUUAAAAAAAUGUUGACUGCAUAGAAAAUAUAAUGUGCUAAUGUUUAGUUUAGAUGUUGUAUUUCGAUAUUAUGAGAUCACUUUGCACUGGUUCUUUUUUUACCAUUAGUUUGGUAUUCAGUUAAGUUUACCUUUUUUUUUCAAAUCGGAUUUGACGCAAUUGUGACCUGUCUACCUUUCAUUUUUUUCAUUGUUUAUUCAUUCCGAAGAUAUUCCAAAUAUCGACCUCAAAUCGAAAUCGCAUAUACAUAUGCAUGAAUCGUACUUUUUUAAACUUUGUAUUAGUGCUUUUUUACUACGUAGCCUUCUUUUUCAAAUGCUUUUGUUUAUUUCACUGCACAAAGUACACGAGCAUAUUUUAUUAUAAUUUCCUUAGUUAUCACAUCAAUAAAUUAUGUUACAUUCCGAUGAAAAAUCUGACUUUUCAAAUUUAUUUUUCCAUUGAUUCUAUAUCCAAUAUAUUUUGAAUGCUUUCAUGGUGCCAUAUGAUAUUUAUUUUUAAAAUGUAAAGCUAGAUUUUUUGACACAAUGCAUAUCAAUUAGUAUGCCUUUUGAUAAUACUAUUUAACAAUUAUUAAAUUGAAAUCCAUAAAAUUGUGCAUGCUUUUUCAUCCAUAAAUGUCAUAUCUUCCAUUGUCCUGUUUACUACCAAGAUGUUUAGGGAAAUUCUUUUAUUUUUAUGUCUCCCACUAUAGUAGUGGGGGAAAUAUUGUUAUUCCCCUGUCUGUUGGUUGGUCUGUUGGUUGGUUGGUCUGUUGGUUGGUUGGUUUGCGCCAACUUUAACAUUUUGCAAUAACUUUUGCCAUAUUGAAUAUAGCAACUUGAUAUUUGGCAUGCAUGUGUAUCUCAUGGAGCUGCACAUUUUGAGUGGUGAAAGGUAAAGGUCAUCCUUCAAGGUCAGAGGUCAAAUAUAUGUGGCCCAAAUCGCUCAUUUUAUAAAUACUUUUGCAAUAUUGAAGAUAGCAACUUGAUAUUUGGCAUGCAUGUGUAUCUCAUGGAACUGCACAUUUUGAGUGGUGAAAGGUCAAGGUCAAGGUCAUCCUUCAAGGUCAGAGGUCAAAUAUAUGUGGCCCGAAUCGCUUAUUUUAUGAAUACUUUUGCAAUCUUGAAGAUAGCAACUUGAUAUUGGGCAUGCAUGUGUAUCUCAUGGAGCUGCACAUUUUAAGUGGUGAAAGGUCAAGGUCAUCCUUCAAGGUCAGAGGUCAAAUAUAUGUGGCCCAAAUCGCUUAUUUUAUGAAUACUUUUGAAAUAUUGAAAAUAGCAACUUGAUAUUUGGCAAGCAUGUGUAUCUCAUGGAACUGCACAUUUUGAGUGGUGAAAGGUCAAGGUCGAGGUCAUCCUUCAAGGUCAAAUAUAUGGGUCAAAAUUUCUCAUGUAAUGUCACUUCUGCAAUAUUGAAGCUAGCAAUUUUAUAUUUGAAAUGCAUGUGUAUCUCAUGGAGCUGCACAUUUAAAGUGGUGAAGGGUCAAGGUCAAGCUCAUCCUUUAAGGUCAAACGUCAUAAAGGGGGACAUUGUGUUUCACAAACGCAUCUUGUUAUUCAUGAACAAGCUGUUACUUGUACAUUUGUACAAUCCUUUCGGUACUGUAAUGUUAAUGCUAUGUGCGGUUUUGAAAUGUUUAAAAUCAAUGCCAGUAAUUAUUGAACAGACGCUCGGUUAUUGUCGGUGUUACUCGGAUGGCUUGUGACUGUUUUAUCUGAUGAUAAAUUUAAUCGAGUUUUUUAUUUUUCUGGUUGACCUACUAUACACAUAAAAAUUAAUUUGUAAUCGCAAUCUUAAGUGAAUUUAGUAAGAUUUUUAAGUAAUUAUAAUUAAGGGAGGAAUGUAUUUAUGACAGUGUCUCUUUAAAUGUGCAUAUUGGUGUUCGGGGUGGGCACCAAUACGUUGCAAGGUGUGCCAUAAUUAUUAUUUAUGACUUUUGUUUGGUGCACGUUAUAGUGGCAUGUAUACAUGAUAUAUAUAUACACUGUGCUAUUUUAAUGUUUUAUUAUGCAAUAUCAUUCCAUUGCAGAAUUUUCAACAAUAUCAGAACAUUAAGAUUAUUUAUCAUUCGGCUUAAACAAGGAAUUCAUGAAACACAAUUAUUAACAGAUAAUAAACUGUUAGUUACAUUUUUUUCAUAAAUAUGAUUUCAUUAAUGUUAUUAAUCAUCCAUUAAAAUCAUCGGUCUUAAGUGGACUUUAAUUUAUUGAUUUCGAUGUAAUUAAUGUAUCGCCUCAUAUAUUUAUAAACAUCUUCAUUGCUACGGGAAUCAUAACUGUCGUUCUUGGUCAUAUUAAGUAUUAGUUCGAUUAGGUUUCGUAGUCACAUUUCUUAUCAAUAGAACGUGAUGAUUCCAUGUAAAAGCAUGGAUGCUAUCAAAAAAUAAAACUUAUGUCGACAAAUAUGUUAAUGUUAUGUCACAAUUUAAUUGGAAGGAUGCAAAUUUUUGGCAUGGAAAUGAUAGGUGAAUUUUUCAAUGAUAACAUUUGCUAUGAUUAUGUGCUGUCAAAAUAUAUAUAAUUGUUGUUGUUUUGUCUCUGAAGUUCUAAUAUUGUAUCUACCUCAGUGAUGUUUGUAAUAAUUUGUUAUUUUAAAGAAAAAAGGUCAUCAAACGACGUGCAUGAAAGCUAAUAAGCUUGUUUGGAUGUCAAUGGAAACGUUAUAUAUACACUGUCGUUAUAGAGUGAAGUAAAAAAAGUUAAAAACACAAUAA